Messenger RNA from Megalobrama amblycephala (Wuchang bream), 4995 nucleotides. It is a transcript of the gene gabra5, whose product is annotated as gamma-aminobutyric acid type A receptor subunit alpha5. NCBI's taxonomy places the organism in Eukaryota, Metazoa, Chordata, Actinopteri, Cypriniformes, Xenocyprididae. The record is from RefSeq and is a predicted model, not a curated record. Gene Ontology annotation, molecular function: inhibitory extracellular ligand-gated monoatomic ion channel activity; GABA-A receptor activity; transmitter-gated monoatomic ion channel activity involved in regulation of postsynaptic membrane potential. The coding region runs from base 1901 to 3283 and encodes 460 amino acids. The transcript has 10 exons. Gene Ontology annotation, cellular component: synapse; postsynapse; neuron projection. Gene Ontology annotation, biological process: signal transduction; monoatomic ion transmembrane transport; nervous system process.
GUGAUGUUUCUGAUUGUGUAGAGUAAAAAAAAGAAUCCCAAAAAACAUUACCAAAUAUAUCACAUAUACAGUAUGUAUUGGGUUCAAACAGGCUGCUUUUGUGUCAUUCUAGUGAUCUUAGUUAUUCAAGCUCUAUUUAACAUGUGCACAUACACACUAAACUAGAUCAUGUUUAUCAGAUGCUCGCAGGACACAGGUGGACUGUAGAUGUAACAGCUGCUCUUGUGUGAAAAUCUCUGGAGUGCACAUCAAUGGAGUCAAUCAGCAGUCAGACAAAAGCGCUUCAAAUCCCCAAAUCACAUUACUACAAUAUCACAUUAUGCUUAUUCAACAAACUGUCUGUGCUAUCUUCAUGAAUCUUGUCCUAACGAAUGCAUGUUUUUUUUUUUUUUUUCCGAUAGCACUGUGACCAUUAAAGUCAACCCAAAGCAGAUGUUUAAUUUACUCAGUUGAAUCAAAGACUUUCUUUGAUUCUCUUGCUGUAAAUUGAUGUAACUUCAACGUGAAUUACCCAUAGUGUGUGCAUUUUAUCGAGAUUCUUUAAUACACUUGCUUGUUUAUUUUUGAAGUUAUAAUCUUAAUGCAUUUAUAGUGUUUUGCAUGAUCACUAGAAUAGUAGUAACGCUUUUUUGUGAUGUGUAUGACACUGCAGACAUUUCCCAGUUGUCUUGUCACCCCAAAUAAGCAUAAAAUGUGUCAUUAUAGAGAAACUAGUUCAAUAAGUUCUUUUCACUUAUGCACAACAUGAAAUUGGAGCAGGUAGAGCUUUUUAAGGUUUUCAUUUAUUGACUGAGGCACUGCAGUGAUAUCAGCAUCAGAAAAAAAAUGGGAUUAGAGUUCCCUCUGAUGGCUGUCCUCAUUACUACUCCAUUCUGUUUCUUAGAAAACAAUCCUUGCUCUCAAACCAUUUUUAUAUAGUCCUACCGAAUCAAUAUUAUGUAUAUUUGACUGAUACCUUGAUAUCUUUAUAUAGCCUACCUAGACUUCAUAUAUUUUAACUCAUUUAUACGCAGGACUAUUCUAUAAUUUACAACCCGUUAUAAUUGGGCAAAACUGAUACUUUUAAACCUUAAAUAUCCCCAGUGGAGAUAUGAUCCGCAUGUAGAGAAAGCCAGUCUUCAUUAAACAGCCUGGCGCAGGGGGGCUGCCUAAGGGUAAACGCUCGCGCGCAAAAUGCAUAGUAAGCAGAAUUGUUGGGAAAUCCACUCAUUUUUUAACGUCCGCGCGCCGGUGACGGGUAAUCGCGCUUUUCUCUGAAUAAGCUCAAACAAGAUAAGUUUCAAAACCCAACGGCCGCUUAAAUUUCCCUCGGGGGGUAAUUAUGUAGCGCGAGCGGAGGUGACGUCCUAUUACUUUGGUCCCAAACACGAACAAAUGCCACUAGAGUGACAGUCGGGCUAGACUAGAGUGAGGAGAGCAACGGACGUCCAAACUGGCGACCCGGUAAGCGGAGAAUCCUGUUAAACUCUGUAACGCGUGAACGGUUGCGCAGAUAAGCGUUGAGAUGUCGUGCUAGGCUGCCACAGAGGAAAGAAGGGGGAAAAGUAAUGGUCUGUUAAAGGGAAUGUGUUGACUAGAGGGAAAAUAGGGGAAGAGAGAAUACAAAGUCUAUUUUAAGGGCUGUCUGGUUACUGUCGUUCAAUUGGAUUUAGGAGUGAUGAAGAGCUCUUUGGGAUGCGGGGGAAAGGAAGGGAUGCUCUGCAGCGGUUGUUCAGUCACUGAAUCGUAAAAGAGGACAGAACAAUGAGCCUGUAUGGUUAAGACUGGAUAUAUCUGAAGAACAACGCAUCAUACUACUGCUGUAAGCUGAACGUUGCGGGAUUUUGCUCACUGCUUCAAAAGGAAUUCAUUGCCAUUUUUUAUCAACGUGGAUCUACUGCACCAUUCAGGUAUUUAAGGUAUGGGAUAUGGACUACACUGCAGCACCAAAAUGAGAAGUCUGUGGGUCGGUGUUUUGUUCAUAACUUUCACCUGCCAUCUGAGCCUCUCCCAGUCUACUACAGGGACUCCUAAAGAGUCAGAGCUCAAUGAUAACAUCACAGUAUUUACACGAAUCCUGGAUGGAUUGCUGGAUGGCUACGAUAACAGACUGCGACCUGGGCUUGGAGAGAAAGUGACUGAAAUUAAGACCAACAUAUUUGUCACCAGCUUUGGGCCAGUGUCAGAUACUGAGAUGGAAUACACCAUUGAUGUGUUUUUCCGUCAAAGCUGGAAAGAUGAGCGUUUGUGUUUCAAAGGGCCGAUGGAGAUGCUACCUCUGAAUAACCUGCUGGCCAGCAACAUCUGGACACCCGACACCUUUUUCCUUAAUGGCAAAAAAUCCAUUGCUCACAACAUGACUACGCCCAACAAGCUUCUGAGACUGAAGGAUGAUGGGACAUUGCUGUACACCAUGAGAUUGACCAUAUCAGCCGAGUGUCCCAUGCAGUUGGAGGAUUUCCCUAUGGAUGCUCAUGCCUGCCCACUCAAAUUUGGCAGCUAUGCCUACCCUAUCUCAGAGGUUGUGUAUAAGUGGACUAAAGGCCCUGGCAAAUCUGUGGUAGUGGCAGAGGAAGGGUCACGUCUCAACCAAUACCAUUUGAUUGGCCACUCGGCUGGUACAGAAGAUAUCAGCACAAGUAGAGGUCAAUACACAGUCAUGAUGGCCCAUUUCUACCUGAAGAGGAAAAUCGGUUACUUUGUGAUUCAGACUUACAUGCCCUGCUUCAUGACUGUCAUUUUGUCCCAAGUCUCAUUCUGGCUCAACCGUGAAUCUGUCCCUGCCAGGACUGUCUUCGGUGUGACCACAGUGUUGACCAUGACCACCCUCAGUAUUAGCGCCCGCAACUCUCUUCCCAAAGUGGCGUAUGCCACCGCCAUGGAUUGGUUCAUCGCCGUUUGCUAUGCCUUUGUGUUUUCAGCUCUUAUUGAGUUUGCCACAGUCAACUACUUUACCAAACGCAGCUGGGCAUGGGAUGGAAAGAAGGCCUUGGAAGCUCAGCAGCCUAAAAAAAAAGACCCACUCGCGCUCUCCAAGAAGCCAAACAAUGCCUGUUCAUCCGGAGUUAACUUCACCCCCAACAUCACAAAGGAUGCGGCUAUCUCCACCAUCUCCAACAGCACCACUGUUCAGUUGAAGAGUGCUGAGACCAAGCCCGCAAUGGACCCCAAAAAGACGUACAACAGCGUCAGCAAAAUUGACAAGAUGUCCCGGAUAGUGUUCCCGGUCCUCUUUGGGACUUUUAACUUGGUCUACUGGGCCACAUACCUCAACAGGGAACCGGUGAUUAAAGGUGCCGUUUAACCCACACAAAAUACCCAACGCCACCGCGACAUCCCCUUCACAGCCUCUUUUUCUUCUCCAUUUCAGUAUGCAGUGACAAGCUAACCUCGCAAAAAAAUGAUGACGAGCACUCAUUUACUGCACCUCUCACUUCGCUAACCUAUAAAAGGAGUGCUCUUGUUGCAUUUCCCUCCUGAUAUCAUAAAUUGCAUGGGAAUAUAAUUGCCAUAUUUGCCUUGACUUCUUAUUUUAUACAGUAUUUCCCUGGUUUCCACUGGUUAUUGCAUUCAUUUUACAAUGAAAUGAGUGCCAUACAAGCUACCAUUUCAUUCACGAAAGUUUCCAAAGGACCUGAACAAAAAUUAAUGCAUUUGGCAUCAACAUUAAUCACAGAAUAAAAAUGAUUUUUGAAAAGAAGUACAGCAAGGCCAAAUGCUAUGCAAAAACCUUUUUCUACUAUGUUGUAAUGGGUAAUUGCUUAUAAUGAAACCCUUGCUUUGUAUUAAUGGACUUGAGGCUUCUCUUCUUUAUGUUUAAUGGCUUUAGCAUCAGUGGAGUAAGGCAGACAGAUGCUAUGCUAAGUUUUUAGCCAUGCUAAAAACAUUGCCUUCAGAGGGAUUACUUCAUACGAGUGCUCGGAAAUGUCCCGCAAUUACUGAUUUCACUUUCAUUUGUCAUUUUUUCUAAGCUUUUUUGAAGUAGCUAAAUAGAAUUGCGCACCUUAGGCAGCUUUUCACACUUUAGACCAAGAUAUUCUGCAAGGUGAACAAGGUCGGGUUGCAGCUAAGACUUUCAAAUCAUUUGUACAUAGCUUGUGUAUGCUUUGCUUUUAAUGUAGAUGCGGCUUAACAUUAGUGAGGAAGAGCUGAAAAUGGUUCUGCUACGCUACUCUAAUGUGCAGCCAAAGCGACAUGAAUGAGAGCUAGCUUGCCGAUGGUGUAAACGCAGAUUGUAUUGUGAAAUAUUGUAGGCUUUGACAGAAUAUGCCAUUUCUUUACAGUUAAUUGUUUUUAACUUGGCUUUUCAUGCAGGUGACAGACAUUUUCUUACUUUUCUCUGUGUUGUAAAUUGGUCAGUGGGUUUUGAGGUUGGAACGAGUCAGCAAAAGCCUUAAAUGUUGACACCUAGCGAAAUAUAUAUAUAUUUUUUGUGUUACCAAGACUAAUGUGAAAUGAUCAGGUAAAAAGUUCUGAAAGAAAAAUUAAACAUUUACAUAGAAUAAUGAAUUUUUUUCAGAUUCUAAAAACGUAAAGACAGGAAAAAAGAAAGAAAGUCAGACAUACAGUAGUAGAAAGGUGGAACCUGCUGUAGUCAAGCAUGUUAAAAUGGAAAUGUCACACUCUGGCCUUCAAACCAAAAUGCAUGGCUACUUACUUGGGGAAUUACAUGGAGGAGAGAACAAUGACCUUGUUACUUCGAAAAUGUGACUUGGGAAGAUUCGGUUGUUAUCCUGUAAUCAUUCUAUUCUGAACUUGUUACAUGGAAGUGAGACUGCACAAAAAACCUAGGUGACCCAAUGGAUGAUGUGUAGCUCAUUAAGAGGCCAACUACAAGAGCCAUUAAGCUCAGCUCCUCUGUAUGCCACUCAGGCCUAUAGGAGAAUGAAUCAUGAAAGGAGUUCAAGUGAGUCAGUAAUGUGCCCUUUUACAACAAUGGAUGUUUCCAGAAAUGUACAGCUGUUCCUCAAAGCAUACAUGUCUGAAGCAAUAAAUUCUGCCUGAUAUGUUUCUUGA